Molecule: messenger RNA, 1235 nt
Organism: Suillus subalutaceus
Lineage: Eukaryota; Fungi; Basidiomycota; Agaricomycetes; Boletales; Suillaceae
Exons: 2
Coding region: 113-1156 (347 amino acids)
Source: RefSeq, a predicted model, not a curated record
ACGAGCACGAUCUGGUGAGUCGUCGAAAAAAACUCGGAGUACCCGAGGGGAGACCUUAAUUGGCUGACGGACAGGACGUCGUGUAGCAUCAACCUAGAAUGCAUAAGCUCAAAUGCAAAGAGAACUCUCAAUGAAAACAUCACUUACUGAGUUGUCGCGCUGGUCCGAAAGAAGGUCGUCGAGGCCGGCUCCUUUUAAUACAGCAGGAAUGUCCCAUGUAUAUACAUUCUUGUCAUCGCAGCCAGUGGCUAGUAGUUUUCCAUCUGAUGAAAAGGAAACGCUGUUCAUGAAAUUCGUAUGGUGGAGGGGCGAACUGAUGGGCUGGCCGUUGUCGAGGUUCCACAAUUGUGUUGUAUUGUCGGAUGAUGUACUUGCGAGAAUGGGGCCAUUCGGAGAUAUUGCAAUGGCAAAGACAGUGCCAGUGUGCCCAUCGAGUAAUGCGAUCUGUUUCCAGUUUGAAGUAUUCCAUGUCCUAAUCGAGCGAUCAGAUGACCCAGAUAUAAGUGUUUUUCGAUCCAAAGUCCAAGCCAAGCAAAACACAGGGCGCUUGUGCCCUUUGAGAGUAGCAACAAACCUUGCCUGUCUUCGCAUCCCAGAUUUUGACUGGGUGCUCGUUAUCAGGAACCGUGGGCUCGUCGCAUCCACCAGUUGCAAACAUGGUCAUGUCUGGCGAGUAGACGACUUUGUACACGUUUUUGUGCCCAGUCUUGAUUGGACCGAGGUUUGUCUCUCCCUUCUCCACGUCCCCACUCCUUUACAAUCCCAUCAAUGGAUCCGCUCACUACUCGCUGAACCAUCUCGACUCCAGCACACAGACCACACUGUUUUUGUAUGUCCCAUCCAUUUCGCGAUAACUUUGCCUGUGUCGAAUGUCCCACAAUCUCAUUCCGCCGUCCUCACUUCCGCUAACAACUUUCUUCUUCCCGUCCGGAGACAAUGCCAUCGUCCAUACUCCGCUAUCUCCGUCCCGCCAGUUGUUGCCUAUCUGUUUCCCGCUCUUCAGGUUCCAUAUCCGCAACGAACCGCCACUCGAACAGGACAUGAUCCGCUGUCCGUCUGGCAGAUGUAUGACGCCAGUGACCCAACCGGUGUGAACCUUCGAAUUUCUGACAGGGCUUUAUCGAUGUUGAUGUCUCUUGCGUCACAACAAUGGUGAAGACAUAAUCAACUACCGCGCAUCUUAACACCAAGACACAGUGGGCGUAUAGGUCAAGAGUGCAACUAGAAGUCUGAGC